Miscanthus lutarioriparius is the source of this 1251-nucleotide messenger RNA. NCBI's taxonomy places the organism in Eukaryota, Viridiplantae, Streptophyta, Magnoliopsida, Poales, Poaceae. The record is from the annotation of a GenBank genome assembly.
AUGGUUGCCUUCAGCCGCCCCCUCGUCUCCGUGAAGGCCCUGGAGGGCGACAUGGUGACCGACGCCCCCGGCAUCGCCCUACCGCCCGUCUUCGGGGCGCCGAUCCGCCCUGACGUGGUCCGCUUCGCCCACAAGCUUCUGUCCUGCAACAAGCGCCAGCCCUACGCCGUCUCCCGCCGCGCCGGCCACCAGACGUCGGCCGAGUCCUGGGGUACCGGGCGCGCCGUGUCCCGUAUCCCCCGCGUCCCGGGCGGCGGCACCCACCGCGCCGGCCAGGGAGCCUUCGGCAACAUGUGCCGCGGCGGCCGCAUGUUCGCGCCCACCAAGAUCUGGCGCAAGUGGCACCACCGCGUCAACAUCAACCUCCGCCGCGUCGCCGUCGCCUCCGCGCUCGCCGCCACCGCCGUCCCGGCCCUCGUCCAGGCGCGCGGCCACCGCAUCGAGACUGUCCCCGAGAUGCCCCUGGUCAUCUCCGACUCGGCGGAGUCCAUCGAGAAGACCGCCCAGGCGAUCAAGAUCCUCAAGCAUAUCGGCGCCUACGCCGACGCCGAGAAGGCCAAGGACUCCGUCGCCAUCCGCCCCGGCAAGGGGAAGAUGCGCAACCGCCGCUACAUCAACCGCAAGGGCCCGCUCAUCGUCUACGGCACCGAGGGCUCCAAGGUCGUCAAGGCCUUCCGCAACCUCCCCGGUGUGGAUGUCGCCAACGUCGAGCGCCUCAACCUGCUCGACCUCGCCCCCGGUGGCCACCUCGGGCGCUUUGUGAUCUGGACAGAGAGCGCGUUCAAGAAGCUUGAGGAGGUGUAUGGGAGCUUUGACGCCCCGUCGCUCAAGAAGAAGGGCUUCGUUCUGCCGAGGCCCAAGAUGACCAACGCUGACCUGGGCAGGAUCAUCAACUCUGACGAGGUGCAGUCUGUGGUGAAGCCACUCAACAAGGAGGUGAAGCGCAGGGAGAAGCGGAAGAACCCGCUCAAGAAUAUGGCUGCUGUGCUCAAGCUCAACCCCUACCUCGGCACUGCCCGGAAGAUGGCCACCCUUGCUGAAGCUGCUCGCGUCAAGGCCCGGAAGGAGAAGCUCGACUCCAAGAGGACCAAGCUUAGCCCGGAGGAGGCUGCCAAGGUCAAGGCUGCUGGCAAGGCAUGGUACAAGACCAUGAUCUCAGACAGUGACUACACUGAGUUUGAGAACUUCACAAAGUGGCUCGUGCCGUUUGGCUUUGUAAUAUUUGGCUACGGGAUCCCUUGUUGGGCUUGA